Messenger RNA from Mercenaria mercenaria, 1518 nucleotides. Its product is annotated as torsin-1A-like. Gene Ontology annotation, biological process: cellular response to misfolded protein. Lineage: Eukaryota; Metazoa; Mollusca; Bivalvia; Venerida; Veneridae. The transcript is spliced from 5 exons. The coding region runs from base 42 to 1109 and encodes 355 amino acids. The record is from RefSeq and is a predicted model, not a curated record. Gene Ontology annotation, molecular function: ATP binding; ATP hydrolysis activity.
UUUCGGUUUGAAACAUGAAUUGAGAAUAAUUUAAUCGUUUUAUGAAAAUUUUGCAUAGACAGCGACAUGAUCAAUCAAGCAGCAUGAUUUUCAGGAAAGACUAUACACUGUUAAUUAUUUAUUUAUCGUUGUCAUUGGUUUCAGGAGAAUUUAUGACUGCAGGGGUUGUGGCAGUAGGUUCUGCUAUAUCUGCUGGUUUACUGGCUGGGUUUAAUGUCAUUAACUGUAUGAUUAACGAAUGUUGCACUGAUCGAUGGGUGUCAACAAAUUAUACAGACCUGAAGCUGACUCUGGAUGCCAAGCUGUAUGGACAACACCUGGUUAUUGAACCAGUGGUUAAACAUCUGAAAGCGCAUGGAAAGGAUAAUCCCAGUAAAGCCCUCGCCUUGUCUUUUCAUGGUUGGACAGGGACAGGAAAAAACUAUGUUAGUCGUAUUGUAGCCGAGAAAAUGUUUGCUAAGGGAAUGAAAAGCAAAUUUGUUCACCUGAUCUCCGCCACAAAGGAAUUCCCUCAUAAAGAAAUGGUGCCGUUUUACAAGGACAAAUUACGUGAUUUUAUAGAGGCACGUGUAAAGGAGUGUCCAAGAUCUUUCUUCAUAUUUGACGAGAUGGAUAAAAUGCCGCCAGGAAUCAUCGAUACCCUCAAACCCUAUCUGGACUUUUAUGAAAAUCUUGGCGGUGUAGACUACAGAAAGGCGACAUUCUUCUUCUUAAGUAACACAGCAGGUAAUGAUAUAGCAGAGAGAACUAUUACUACUUGGACGAACAACUUGGACAGAGAGACUAUCAAACUUAAAGAGAUGGAGGAGGUUAUCAGACUUCCUGCUCUCAAUAACAAAAGUGGUCUUUGGCAUAGUGAGCUCAUUCUGAAGAACUUGAUUACAGCAUACGUACCAUUUCUCCCUCUCGAGCGGCGACAUGUUAAGCAGUGUAUUAAGGACGGUCUUGUUCAUAAAGGAUAUUACAAAUCUGAAGAUGAAAUAUCAGACGCAAAAGUGCAGGAAAUAGCAGACGAACUUCAGUAUUAUCCUGAAGGUGUUCUUAUUUUCUCAACCACUGGUUGUAAACGUAUACAUGAGAAAAUAGACCUCAUUAUGGAAGAGAUAUAGAAAAAAAAAAUAGACUUCAUUAUGGAAAAACUAAAGGAGGAAAUAAACUUCAUUAUGAAAGAGCUGUUGAAAAAAACCAGACUUGGUUAUGGAAGAGUUACAUAUGCAGAAGAAAGUAGACUUCAUUAUGAAGGAGUAUAGAAUAAAAUAGACUUCAUUAUGGAAGAGCUGUAGAAGAGGACAGACUUCAUUAUUGAAGAGCUUGACAUUUGUAAAUUCAUAGUCAACCCAUGUGUUCAUAAUUAUUUGGGAAAUGUACUUUAAAUGGUCAUUUUUCAAGAUGUCUAUCAUUUUAUAGCAAAUUUAUAUAUCCUUAAUUAAAAAAAAUGAUUGUCAAUUACACAUUAAUUAUUAAAUUGACAAAUACAUUGAAGCUGAUGUAAAAUAAUUGUCAUCAGUUUUCACUGCA